Paramecium pentaurelia is the source of this 162-nucleotide messenger RNA. The record is from the annotation of a GenBank genome assembly. NCBI's taxonomy places the organism in Eukaryota, Ciliophora, Oligohymenophorea, Peniculida, Parameciidae.
AUGUAAAUUAACUUGAAAAAUUAAAGAGAUUUAUACAGUCUUUAAUGUUAAUCACAACAAUAUGAAUAAUAAUAAUAAUAAUACAGCUAAAUGAUAGAUAAUUUUAAUAGAUAUUUUAUUGGCAGAGUUACUUUUUAUAUUUUUAUGUAAUUUUAGGAUUGA